Eruca vesicaria subsp. sativa (arugula) is the source of this 789-nucleotide messenger RNA. The record is from the annotation of a GenBank genome assembly. NCBI's taxonomy places the organism in Eukaryota, Viridiplantae, Streptophyta, Magnoliopsida, Brassicales, Brassicaceae.
AUGGAAAAUAAAGAGACCAAGCAACAAGUGGUGGAGAGUGUAACAGCAGAAGAAGAAGCUGAGCAAGAGAAUGGGACGACGUUGAUAGAAGAUGAGAUCGAGAGGAGCAAAGUCGGCAUCAUGAGAGUCCUUUGCGACCGACAAGAUCCCUCCACUAAGGAAGUGGAUGACCUGAUGAUCAGGCGGUUUUUGCGAGCACGAGACAUGGACAUUGAAAAGGCUUCAACGCUCUUUCUCAAGUACCUUGCCUGGCGAAAGAGUGUUCUCCCAAAUGGGUGCAUACCUGAAUCAGAGAUUGCCAAUGAUCUGUCGCACGAGAAAGUGUGUAUGCAGGGACAUGACAAGAUGGGUCGUCCUAUCGUUGUUUCCUUUGGGAACAGACAUAACCCUUCCAAAGGCAACCCUGACGAGUUCAAGCGUUUUGUAGUCUACACGCUGGAGAAGAUAUGUGCAAGAAUGCCAAGAGGUGUAGAAAAAUUCAUAGCCAUAGCAGAUCUGCAAGGGUGGGGCUAUUCUAAUUGUGACAUCCGGGGUUACCUUGCUGCUCUUUCCACUUUGCAGGAUUGCUACCCAGAGAGACUAGGGAAACUAUAUAUAGUUCAUGCCCCCUACGUUUUCAUGACCGCAUGGAAGGUUAUUUACCCCUUUAUUGACACCAACACCAAGAAAAAGAUUAUUUUCGUGGAGAACAAGAAACUCACUGAAACUCUGCUUGAAGACAUUGACGAAACCCAACUUCCAGACAUCUACGGUGGCAAGACGCCACUUACUCCUAUUCAGGACUCCUAA